Closterium sp. NIES-67 is the source of this 2525-nucleotide messenger RNA. The record is from the annotation of a GenBank genome assembly. Lineage: Eukaryota; Viridiplantae; Streptophyta; Zygnematophyceae; Desmidiales; Closteriaceae.
GCCAAUGCUGGCAUCGUCUUUCUGCUCGAUUGCCUUCGCGUCCUCACAAAACCGAUAAGCUUCAAAGUCGGAAACUGAUUCCGAGGAAAUAUCUCCUGCUUCUGCAUUGCAAACCCAGCUCCCUUCUAGAAGUCCUUAGUUCCUUCGUCGUCUUUAUCACCUGCGUUCUUCGUUGAAUAGCAACUAGUAACCGCUAUAUAUUCUCUUCGCAAAAGAGCAACUACCCCUUCAAGAGCCUACUCUCUUACUCGGUUCGAUGUUGACUCUCGCGGAGCUUCUCGACGCCAUGUCGCCGCCAGAGGCGUCGAACCCGCACGCUACAACGUCAGCGGCCAUACCCGCGAGUCCCGGCGGUAUCCACGCUGGAGGAAAGCCUUGUUUUGCCGCAGAGCGCGGGAAAAUGGAUCAACGCUCGUGGGUUUCCCAGGACGGCGGUUCGGCCUUAACCAAGCAAGCCGACGGAGGCUCGGAAUCUCUAUUGCGCUCAAAGGACCCGUUUUUUCGGCGAGCACCUAAUGCCGUGUUCUCGUCGCAAGAGCGUCGCUCGCCGGGGGAGCGCCGGCCGUCGCAAGAGCCUUGGUCGUCGCAGGAGCUUCUGUCGUCGCUUCGGUCGUCGCAGGAGCUUCACUGGCAGUCGUCGCACUUGCAAUCAAAGGAGAAUUGGGAGUUUCUUCGAGCCGCCUGGAAUCAGCAGCCGCAGCGGCGGAUGUCAUGGCAGCAGCAUUCCCCCGCGGGGCCGCCAUCAUCGCCGCAACAUCCGCCGCAACAUCCGCCGGGGCAUGCGCCGCAACAGCCGCCGCCACGAACGGCGAGCUUGCCGCAAGGACACCAGCGGCGAUCAUGGCACAACACGUCGCUCUCUUCUCCGCUAUCCCCGCCGCAACUGCCGCCGACCGUAGCACGGACACCAAGCCUGCCGCAUCGGCGCGAGGAGGCUUGGGCGCAGCAAUGCCACGUGGCGCAACCAAUGCCUCACGCGCAGAGCAGACAUCAUGCUGACGUGUCGCUCGUCGGACUACCGGAGUACGCCUACCAUCCGCGUCGGCGCCCCGCGCAGCUGACGACGACGGAGGGCGCGCCACGUCAGCUUUUCAUGAGAGAGGCCGACAGCAUUCCACCGAACCCCGUAUUUUCAGGGGGGAAAAGCGCGGCGAAGGAGGGUUUCGCGGAGAAGUCGCCGAAGACUACUACUCCUAAUGGAGCUCCUACGGCUUUAACUUCAAGUUGCGCCGACGCGGACGAAGCGCGCCGGAUUUCUGCGUUACUCCACGCGUCGAAUCAGGGCGUUAUGGUCCAGCAACGCAUGGCGAUGAGCGGAGUGGAUUCGGAGUCACGAUUUGUCGCACGAGCCCGCGCGGACGCGGCGGCGGAUGCGGCGGCGUCAGCGGGUCGCAUGCAGCAGCUUCAACUCCACGCGGCCGGGGUUUCGCAAGCUGCUGCUGCUUCCAUGAUGACUCCUACUGCUUUAGCGACGACUAAUGAUGCUCCUAGGGUUGAAGGAAACGCGGCCUUCAAGAGCUGGUUUUCGGAAACUCCCGCGUUCCGGAGCCCGCCUGCUGCGACGUCGGGGGAAGGGAAUGGCGACCUCGGAUUUUUGGAUGGUGGUACACUCCGCGCGAGGCCUGGUACACUACUACGCGCAAACGCUGACGCCGCUGACCGUAACGCGUACAACCACAAGCGACCCUGGCGUGUACAUAGUGAAGAUGUGGUGGAAAGUGUUUCGUGCAACCAUUCUCCUCGUUACACUGUAACCUGCCCCGUCGCCUCCUACCCUCCAGCCAGCACCUCUCUUUUUGGCUGUUCCGCUUUUGCGCCAUUCAACAGCCUUUACACGCCGUUUUUCCAGGAGAAGCCUGAUGCAACUGCAGCAGCUUCCACUCCUGCUAUAAGCACUCCAAACCCGCACAAGCACAUCCGGCUGUGCCACGGUGUCGCACCAUCCUCUCCAGCAGCUUUUCCUCAUUCGCCACGUGGAGCUGCUGACCUGGCACGAGCUGAAGUUGCAACUUCAGGGAGAGAGAGCUGUGCGCCUGUCACCACUCCAAACAGCACUGCACCGACUUGCUCCUUUGGCCUACCUGUUCCUGGGGCAAGGGUGGCGCUGAUUGGACCUCCCAUGGACGCUUGGAGCAGCGGUGGAGGUUGGAGGAUGUGUGAUGCUUCUCCUGUGACGAUGCACCUGCAGGCUGAGCAUGGCGGUAUUGGUACAACGAAAAGCCUAUCACCUCUGUUGCCAAAGGAGACAAAACAUGAAGUGGAAGAGGUGGUCGAAGGGAAAGAGGGUCAUGUGGGUGCCAUGGUUGGGUUGGAGGGGCCCAAUGAGGGUGAGAAAGGAUAUGAAUGUGGAGAGGUUUUCGAUGAUGCGGUGGAUGAUGCUCCAAAAGAGCAACAUGAGUGCUUCAAGGAUGGCGAUGAAUUAGUAGAUUUGACUUUGUCACUUGGGGGAAGAUCUUACAUAGAACGUGCAUAGCCUUUGUAUUGGACUGAAGUGUAUUUUCUUACUGCUCAACCAAUUUACGAUA